This is a messenger RNA of Aspergillus ruber CBS 135680, 582 nucleotides long. RefSeq lists its product as uncharacterized. The transcript has 3 exons. The coding region runs from base 1 to 582 and encodes 193 amino acids. The record is from RefSeq and is a predicted model, not a curated record. NCBI's taxonomy places the organism in Eukaryota, Fungi, Ascomycota, Eurotiomycetes, Eurotiales, Aspergillaceae.
AUGGAUAUAUCCAAGCCCAUCCUCUUCUACGAUAUUGCCUCCGGUCCCCCGGCCACUUGCUUUGCACCCAAUCCCUGGAAGACUCGACAUGCUCUGAACUUCAAAGGUGUCAAUUACCAGACCGAAUGGGUUGAACUACCAGACGUCACAGACGUCCGCAAGCGACUAGGUGCAACCCCGAACCGCACACAUAGAGACGGCAAUGCUUUUUACACUCUACCCGUCAUCCACGACCUUACCACCGGCGAUAUCGUCGGAGAUUCGCUCGAAGUCGCGCAAUAUAUUGAUAAGACCUCGACGGCGAGCCAUGACGCGAAAGGGUUCAAUGUCCUAGUGGACACCCUUUUCACUCAGUGUGUUGUCCUUUUUAUCCACGGGAUACCUUUGAACCCUGUCACUGCAAAUAUUUCCAAAGCUACCUUUUGCGAAAGGGCAGGGGUAGAUGAUUGGGAGAGGCUUACGGUUCGCGGUGAAGAGAGGGUGAAGAUGCUCGAGGAUUUUAAGAAGGCUCUUGGGGAAUUGGCGGAGCUUUACAAUAGAAAUACCAAGGGGCCGUUCCUGGAGGGACCUACACCGUCGUAA